CACUGACUCUAUCAAAACACACAAGGACAACAACACUCACUCUAUCGAAACAGACACAGAUAAUUUAGUUAUUCGUUCAUCAUCGUGACAAUGGCAGGGUGCUUGAUUUAUUUUCUUAUCGUAAGCACGAUUUUCACGUGUUGUCUUUCACAGAACAAUCAGAAUGAUUAUGAUCCUAUAGCGAUUAACACCCCGGAGACUACACGCAUUAUGAACAUCGCGGCAGCUCGUGUUGGUGUCAUGUUGACCAGGCAAAUAUCCGCAUUUAAAAAGAGGAAUUUCGCCCUGUUCAUGGUAAACUUUGACGGAACACAUCCAAAUGGACUUACUUUAACCUGUAAUGCCGUUGUUUACGAGCGAAACAAUGCCAACGCCAUCGUCACCAGAUGGAGCUGUACAUUUUAAACAUUUAACAAAGUCUCACUGAAUCCAAUAAAGUAUAUGUACACCUA
Messenger RNA from Ruditapes philippinarum (Manila clam), 452 nucleotides. RefSeq lists its product as uncharacterized. The record is from RefSeq and is a predicted model, not a curated record. Bases 91 to 405 code for a protein of 104 amino acids. Lineage: Eukaryota; Metazoa; Mollusca; Bivalvia; Venerida; Veneridae. The transcript is spliced from 3 exons.